Messenger RNA from Cheilinus undulatus (humphead wrasse), 6602 nucleotides. It is a transcript of the gene dennd3a, whose product is annotated as DENN/MADD domain containing 3a. The record is from RefSeq and is a predicted model, not a curated record. Gene Ontology annotation, cellular component: cytoplasmic vesicle. Lineage: Eukaryota; Metazoa; Chordata; Actinopteri; Labriformes; Labridae. Gene Ontology annotation, biological process: regulation of Rab protein signal transduction. The coding region runs from base 159 to 3962 and encodes 1267 amino acids. Gene Ontology annotation, molecular function: protein binding. The transcript has 30 exons.
GCUGAAUCACAGCAUAGUUUCAGGGCUGUUUAGAAGUCACUGCUGAAGCUCUUUGACGGAUUUAAUAAGUCGACGACGAGGCUGGAGAAAGCUUAAGUAUCUUAGGGUGACUUUGCCGUGUGGCAGUGGAAAUGGUCGAAAAUAUCUAAGCAUAUGUGAUGGCAGAGCUACCAUCUGGACUGCUUGAGGCAUGUGUAGUAGUUGGAGCCUCCAGUGAUAAGCUUCGCGACGUAUUCCAGCUUCAUCAGCAAAGCAAGUUAGAUCAACUCCCUGUGCUGGAAGCUGAAGUACUGCAGGUCCAUGCCCCGCCCUUUGUUUCCAAGGAGACUAACUCGAGCCAGUUGAUUGGUCCAGCUUUCAGUCGCGUCCAGAGGAGGAGGAGCUUCAUAAAGAAGAAGAGGAGAGAUCGUGCUGCAGAUGUCUCGUCUAACGGAGAAACAAACAAUCGCAAUGAAGUGUCCUCAGUUACAGAAGACAUCAGUGUUCCAAAGGAUCUGGACCUCAUUGCCUUGCCACAGCUCUGUUUCCCUGGUGGUCUCCAGUUGGCCAGUGAGCCGAGAGAAGACAGCUAUCACUUCCUGGUUUUCACUGACCUUUUUGGGAACCGAACCCAUGGAGUCAUUGUGCAGUACUACAGAGCUGUUCAGUCCUGCCUGGAGGGGUCCAUCCAGAAUGGCCACAGGUGGAAUUCAUCAAAGUGUCGCCUUUAUGCACCAUUUGCUGUGUGUGUCAUCUCCAAGUUUCCAUAUUACAAUGCUCUGAGGGACUGCUUGUCAUGCCUCCUGGUUCAACUGCGGCCUGCAAGACAAGCUGACUUUGAGGAGACUAUAAAGGAAUUUUCAGCCAAGCUAUCGCUAGUUCCUUUACCACCUCCUGGACAGCUACAUGUGUCAUUCACUCUACGUCCUCUCCAAGUGGUUCUUCCAUCGAGGGUGGAUCAAGAAAGCCCUGUUAUCGACAUCGACCUGCAUUUACCUUUUCUCUGUUUCAGCCAUACAACACUACUCCAGGUACUGUCGUGCCUCCUUCAGGAGCAGAGGCUGGUUUUCUUUUCUGCUGACUGGGCUAGGCUCACCCUGGUUGCAGAGAGUUUGCUGCUGUACCUGCAGCCCCUGUCCUGGCAGCAGCCCUAUGUUCCUGUCUUGGCUCGUGGAAUGCUUGACUUCCUUAUGGCUCCUACAGCUUUCCUCAUGGGAUGUCACAUCAGUCAUUUUGAAGAAGUUGCUGCAGAGACAGAAGAACUAAUCCUGGUGAACAUCGACGAUGGCAUCAUUCAGUCGUCAUGGUCUGACACUAUCGACCUACCAGCUAUCCCUCUGGCUGCAGCUGAAAGCUUUAUGUCAAGGGCAGAGUGUCUUCAGCUGCACUACGACUUGGAGCUUUGUCACCUCGGAGCAGGGACAGAUGCCAAUGCCAUGCGAUCCCAACGCAAAGAAUGGCAGGCACGGCUCAACUCACAGAUAGAAAAUAUCACUUUAGAGCUAGUGGUCAACAUAUUCAGAGGCGUCCAGGACUUUCUAAACCAUGAACACAGAGUCUUUAACAGUGAAGAGUUUCUAAGGACCAGAGAUCCAGCAGACCAGUCCUUUUACAAGAAGGUCUUAGACACUCAUAUCUUCCACUCGUUCCUGCGAGACAGGCUCAACAGGAAACGGGACACUUUUAGCCGCAUGGAGCAGAGCACAAGAAACCAUGCUCACAGGAAUCGUGCAAUGACAGAGUCUCCUCGGCGUCCUCCCAUGUCUGAGCUCUCCAGGACCGGUUACAGCAGCUACACCAGCCCUGAUAACAGACUGAGCAAGAGGCUGGGGGCCAGCCUGCCGAACCUGGAACAAUCUGCCAAUGACUGUAUACCUGCCAUCAGAUCCAACAGACCUGCCUCUCUCAGGAAGAUGACCCCUGAUGCUGGUUUGAAGUUUCCUCAGAAACCUGUGAGGGUUUUCCACCUUCCAGAGUUCCCCCCUCCGCUGGCCUAUCAUUACGUCCAGAACUAUUAUUCUGAAAUGGUGGCGUCCCUGGGGAAGUGUAUCAGUGCUACACCACCUGACGAGUCUGCCCUGUUGGCCAGGUACCACUACCUGCGUGGUUUGGUGAACACUGUGUCUAACAGGCGUCUAGAUGCACUGGACGAUUUCCAGAGUCUCUACAAGACAGACUCUGAGAUUUUUCCCUCUCAGAUGGUGAAGUCAUUGGUUGACUCUCUGCCAGACGCUGAACGCUUACAGGCAGACAGAAGGCCAGAACUUAAGAGGCUCAUCAGCAGGGUCAAGAGAGACCAGGAACGGGAACGUGCUCGCAAUGACAACAGGCAUGAGGAAGAUGCAGUGAAGCACUUUCAGCUGCCGAGAAAGUACAUGCAGCUGGAGGAGUUUGUGAAAUGUGUCCAAGAGUCCGGCAUAGUAAAAGAUCAAGGAACCAUACACAGACUCUUUGAUGCUCUAACCGUUGGUCACCAGAAGCAGGUCGGUCCAGAUUUGUUUCGAGUGUUUUACACCAUCUGGAAGGAGACAGAGGCCGAGGCACAGGAGGUAUGUUUACCAGCGUCUGUCUUGGAGCACAUCGAGCCCUCUGAGUGUGUCUUCAAGCUGUCCUCCUCUGUGAAGACGAGCCGUGGUGUGGGAAAGAUCGCCAUGACCCAACGACGGCUUUUCCUCCUUACAGAUGGACGCCCAGGAUACGUGGAAGUGGCACAGUAUCGAGAUCUAGAGGAGGUGAAAGUGUCCUCUGCUCCUUUCCUUCUGCUGCGAAUCCCCAGCUUAAAGCUGCGCAUUCGAGGCAGAAAGGAUGUGUUUGAGGCCAAUUUGAAAACAGAGACGGAGCUUUGGAACCUAAUGGUCAAAGAGAUGUGGGCCGGGCGCAACAUGGCAGAUCAACACAAGGACCCUCAGUACAUGCAGCAGGCUCUGACCAAUGCCUUGUUAAUGGAUGCAGUGGUGGGCAGCCUUCAAAACAGUAAGGCCAUCUACGCUGCUUCAAAGCUGGCUCAUUUCGACCGCAUGAAGAUGGAAGUGCCAAUGAUGGUUCCUAAGACAACAGCAGAGACGCUGAAGCACAAAAUUAACCCCUCACUGGAACUGGCUGCUCCUCAGGCUGUAGAUGUUCUUCUCUACACACCAGGUCAGUUAUGGGUGUCUGUGUGCGGGGGGAAGGUGAUGGUGUUUGAUGCCUCCAGCUGGUUCCUCACUCACACCUGUCAUGUUGGAAAUGCAAGACUGAACUGCAUGCUGGGAGUUGAUAAGGACCAGGUCUGGAUGGGCUCAGAGGACUCAGUGAUCUACAUCAUCAGCAUGGUGGCCAUGGUGUGUAACAGACAGCUGACUGAACACAGAGCUGAGAUCACAGGACUCGCAGUAGAUACCGACAAAUACAGCCAGAAGGUGGCGUACUCCUGCAGUGCAGAGGGAAGCGUCAUGGUGUGGGACGUCUCAACACUGCAGGUGAAGAGGCACUUCCGUCUCUCCUGUGAUCGCCUGCAGUUUGUGCUCAGCUCUAACGCAACACUGUGGUGCUGCUCCAGAGACAGUAUCAUGGAGGUGUGGAGAAACGGUUUAGUGAAACAACGUCUGAAUUUACCAGAGCAGCAGAAAGGAUCCACAGCUACAUUCAGCUCUAUCCUGCUGUUACCAGAGAGGGAGGAGCUGUGGAGUAUUUGUAUGGACUCAGGAGAAGUGUGUGUUUGGCACAUUAAGGACACUUCAAAACCUUGUCACCGGGUGUCUCUGCAGGACUGCACUGGAUGUUACUGCAUGAUUAAAGUUAAAAAACAGGUGUGGGUUGGUGGUGUUGGCCGCAGUUCUACCAAAGGGAAGAUUUACAUCCUGGACACAGAGCGCCAUCAGGUCCUGAAGGAACUUCAUGGCCAUACUGACAAGGUGAUGGCGCUCUGCUCUGCGGAAGAUCGCUAUGUCCUUAGUGGAGCUGGAAAGCAUGAUGGAAAAAUUGCUAUCUGGAAAGUGGAGUAGAGUGGUUAACUGUUUGGAAAUAAGGAGUAUUCAGUUGGAUUCUUUGUAUUUAAUACCAUUUCUCUCCAUAAACUGCUCUGACAGGGGGUCUAAACCCUGGAGAAAGGAUACAAAGGUGCAGAAAAGAGGUGGAUCAAAAUCACAACCUCUGUUUGCCUUUUCCAUCUCAGUGAUAUGAAGGAAUCACAUGUCCAUCAUGUGGCGCAACAUGUUUACACAAAGCAACCCCAUCUAAGCAGCCUCCCACGCUGUCAUGAUGUGAUGAUGAGCAAUACUAACAGCACUAACAUUAUUUUUUGGUAACAUGAAGGAUAAAUGAAGACUGAAAAGGUAACUGUAAUGGAUAUAUUUUCAAUGUAAAGUGCUACACUUUACCUGUUUUUGUAUUUCUAUACCCUGCUUUAUUUAAUGUCUGACCAUGUUUAUACAGUUUAGAUCAGUAUUAUGUGGGAACGUUGUGUGACUGAGCUGCACCUCCAGCUGUGUUUCUGACGUGAGUUCCUGCAGCUCAGAGGAGUCAAACUACCCUGAAAACAAAUCUGCUGUGAUGGAGAUUACAGUAGCACUGUGGGAAAAGCCAGAAAAACUUCUAUUUUGAUGGAAGUUGUGUAAUAAUGGAUAAUGUACUGCUGACAUAGGAUGAUGGAUUUAAACUGGUAACUUUGGCAUAUGAAAUGGCAAUACAUAUUUAAGAGGAACAUGUUAUGUCCCAAAACAACUGGAAGCUGAUAACAACUUCAGACAUUAUAGACAUCCCAGAGUGUUUUGCUUUUAUUAUACCUCAUUGUUUUACCUGAAAGUAUGUACAUUUGUUUUGUUUUCCUCAAGGAAAAAUCUACCUGUUUUUCUCUUUGCAAUGCAUGAAGGCCAUCUGUCUUUAUACAAAGACAACUAAUGUGUCAGUCCUGGUGAGGAAAUGCUCAGAUAUAGAACUACGUCUUGUUAGUCAUGAUUUUAUGUUGAAAGCUGGCUCAGAAUAAUCUUUUUUUCAAAUAUAUUUACUAUAUGCAUUUUUGUAGGUUUUCUGGCCAGUUAUUUGUAUUAGCCAUCUGAGGCAGACUGAAGUUCAAUCUCCAAGGACUAAAACAACCACAGUGAAACCAGUUUUUCUUGGUUGUAACAAAAAGAAUACAUUGGAUCAUUUGGGCUCAUAAUUUCUGAAUGGCACUCUUAGAUUCUUUGUAUGGAUUUAUUUAAAGACUGUGUAGGACAUUUAAACAUGAAAUAUAUUCCUUUUUAAAUCUUAGCCAGUGUUCAUGAUUAUUUUCUUUAUAAUCUCUAUUUAAGAAAUAUUAAACUGUAAAAUAUCAACUGCUAUUUUUCUAAUAUUAAACAAACAGUUAAAAAAACACUCUAGAGUAAGUUUCAGUUUAAUCAUAUAUUUAAUAUUUCUUUGUAACUGGGAGCUAAAGAGGAAUCAUGGGCAGGCUGCCCACAGAUUUGUCUGGACCCCUGAAAACCCUGAGAAUGGGCCCUCUCCAGCUGUGAUUUAUUGAUACAAUCAAUGCAUGUAUAUGACCAGUAGCACUGAUGCCAGCACGUGUUUGGCUAAUAGUUCAUUUUAAAGCUAAAAAAUGUCUCAGACUAAUGGGUUCUGAUUUGUGACACUUUUUGACCAGUUUCCCCACCCAUUGGUGCAAUUACUUGCCAUUUUUCAUUAAUUUAGUGCAAUUUCUGCCCAUUUUUGCCAUUGUAAACCCAUUUUGCUACUUUUAUAAUCCUGUUUCACCACCUUCUCAACCCAUUUAACACAUUUGUACUGCUUUUAACCCUUUUUGCAACAUGUCAUAUCCUAUUUCACCACCUUUCCCCCAUUACUUCCACUUUUUAGCCAUUUUUGCCCCUGUAGAACCCUUUCCACCACUUUUUCUGCCUGUUUUUGCGACUUUCAACCCAGUUUUUGACCCUUUUCAUCUAUCGUUGCCACUGUUGCCCCAUUAUUGCCACUGUUAACACCUUUUCACCACUGGUUACAUAAAUUUUAUUUUACCAAUUUUAACUGCAUUUGACUGUUUGGCCCAUUUUUGCCACUUUCUCAAUUUUUUGCCUCUGUUAACCCAUUUGCUGCAUUUUAAUCCCAUUUCAAAACCUUUUCCACUUAUUUCUCCACCUUUAAAAUGUUUUUGCAACUUCUAACCCAUUUUUUGUUACAUUUAUAACAUCCUAUUUCACCACCUUUCCCCCAUUUCUUCCACUGUUAAGCCAUUUUACCACUUUAAAACUGAUUUUGUGCUCCAUCUUAUCAUCAUUGCCUCUGUUUACCCUUUAUUUCACAGCUUAACAAUAGAAUGGACCAAGAGUUUUCUGACCUCCACUGGCUGGGCCCCAGAAAGCUCUCCCUUUUAUCUACUCUUGUGGGUGGCCUUGAUCAUGGCACAUCUCUAAGAAAAUAAUAUUCUUUCUAAGCCUAAAAAUAAAAUGCAGCAGGAAUUGAUGGGUCAAAAGUACAUGAUACUUUACCAAGACAACAAAACAGGCUUGAAGUGCUGCGUCAUCCAACAUUUUACAGCUUUAUAAAGUCAUUUUAAAGAUGUAUAGAGUGAAUUUAUUACUUUUGCUGAACCCCUCCAAGAAAUACACCCAGGAUGCAAAUGGUGAAGCUUCCUUGCCUUGUUUUUGCAUUUCCUUGAGCUCACCAGA